GGGAUGUUUCAAAAAGGACAACCGUUCAAUUGAAAAUGCCAUGUCUUAAAAUUUAAGAUUAUCAUUAAUUCAAAUUCAGUUUUCAACAUAAAAACUGAACGAUAAUUAGCAAGGUGUACUACAGUGAUUGAAGUAUCAAUUAAUUGUUUUCUUUAAUUAAUCCAUGACAAAAAUACGUCGUUCUUUUGAAUAUCAGACCAUUAACUUAUUUUUAAUACAUUUGAUGUUAAUAAUUUAUCUCUUAUCUUCGAAUAUCGGUUUAAUGGUUGGUAUUUCUGGGUUCAAAAACAAUGAUAGAACUCCAUUAUUUAUGGAAAAUGUGUUACCAAAUUAUUUGGAUUUUCUUCACUGUAUCUUCUAUCAAUCCCAUCAUAACUAUCAUGAAUAUCAUUUAUGUUGGAAUAUCUAUAGUGAUGACUUGAAAUCACAUCAUUUGGAUGGGUAUUUUGAUUAUAUAUACAAACUACAUAAUUGUUGUAAUAAGCCAACCACUAAUCAUUGUUCAAAAAAUUAUCAAAAAUGGUUAUUUAAUAUUCAAAAACGACAACAAAAUCAAAUGAUUAAAAAAAUUACAAAUUCAAAUAAUAUUCAACAAAGAUUAAAACAGUUUCAUAAAUUUCAUACAUUUAAACAAAAAUCUUUACAAUAUUCAAAAUUUAAUAAAAUCAAUUAUUAUAAAAAUUUACCAUUUUAUUUAAAAAAUGAAAGUUUUAUAAAUAAUCAUAAUUUAAUUAAAACAAAUCAAAUCAUUUUAUCAAAAUGGUUAAAUCAAUUAAUCUAUUCAAAAAAUUUAACGAAAAUUAUUAAUUUAACUGAACAAUUUACACAUUUAAUAAUAGAUUUAGCAUAUGAAAGAAUUAAACUUAUACUUUUAUAUGAAUUUCGUCGUAUAUUAAAAAAUGUAUUUGAUAUAGAAUCAUUAAAUGAAAAAUAUUAUACUAAAUCUACUAUAUCUAAAGAAUUAUGGAAUAAUAUAAUUUAUAAUAAACUUUAUACAGAAUAUAUUUUUAAUGAAUUAGAUGUACCUGUUUUACCAAUUAAAUCUGAAUUAAUACAAUCAGUUUUUAAUGAAAUUGAUUAUAAUGGAGAUGGAAUUUUCACACCAUCGGAAUUGGAAAUAUUUUUACAAUUUCAUGAGAUAAUGCUUUAACUGGUCAAUUCACUUUUUAGCAAAGCGGUGUGCAAUUUAAACAGCGAACAAGAGAUUUUUGCAAAGUGAGGUGACUAUUCGAGGAGGGAAUAUGAAGAAACAAAACAGUAAAAACAGAAUAGAUAUUUCAUGUGGCAAUUUUAUUUUAAGUAUUAUCUCUUUUGCUUUUGCUUACAUCACGAUUCCCAUUCCAAUUAACUCAAAUAUUAAUGCCAUUGCAAUCACUGUUGUCGUUGUUAUACUAUUGAUUGUUAUCACCAAGUACUUCGUUAACCCUUCUUGAUUGUGUUGUUAUUUGGUCAAAUAAAUGUGGUGAAUAUAAUGACAAUUA
This is a messenger RNA of Schistosoma spindalis, 1481 nucleotides long. NCBI's taxonomy places the organism in Eukaryota, Metazoa, Platyhelminthes, Trematoda, Strigeidida, Schistosomatidae. The record is from the annotation of a GenBank genome assembly.